Molecule: messenger RNA, 2276 nt
Organism: Corylus avellana
Lineage: Eukaryota; Viridiplantae; Streptophyta; Magnoliopsida; Fagales; Betulaceae
Product: 65-kDa microtubule-associated protein 3-like
Biological process (GO): microtubule cytoskeleton organization
Cellular component (GO): cytoplasm; spindle
Molecular function (GO): microtubule binding
Source: RefSeq, a predicted model, not a curated record
GCCAAACAGAGCACGCUUGAGGAAUUGUUUUGGCGUCUCUCCGUCUCUCCCUUAGUGUCUGUGCCGUUGAAGGUUGCCUUGCCUCACCAUGUUUAAACACCAAAUUAACCAGUUUGCGCAUAUUGAAACAACUUGUGGAUUGUUGCUAGAUGAACUGCAGAAAAUAUGGGAUGAGGUUGGAGAGCCUGAAGUCAAUAGGAAUACGAUGCUGCUUGAAAUUGAACAGAAGUGUCUGGAGCUAUAUAGGAGAAAAGUAGAUGUAGCCAAGAAGUGUAGAGCACAGCUGCAACAAGAAAUAGCUGAAUCCGAAGCAGAACUUGCAGAUAUCUGUUCCGCAAUGGGUGAGCAGCCACUACAUUUUGAUUGGAAGCCAGAUGGAGGCUUGAGUAAAGAGCUUGACAUCGUUAUUUCACAACUGGAGGACAUGCGGAAGCUAAAAAUUAACAGAAAGAACCAAUUUGUUGAAGUUUUACAGCAGAUACAGAAUAUUUCAAAUGAGUUUCGGGGAGAUACAGAGGAUAAUCUGUACAAGGUGGUUCUGGAUGAGACUGACUUGUCCAUGAGAAGACUAGAAGAAUUACGUAAACAGUUGCUUGAACUUCAGAAUCAGAAGAGAAAUCGUUUGAAGCAGGUAUCGAACCACCUGAACACCCUGAACUCAGUGUGCUCGGUCCUUGGUAUGGAGUUCAGACACAUAGCUGGUGAAAUCCACUCCACUUUGAAUGAUUCCAAAGGAACAAAAGAUAUAAGUAACCAUACGAUAGAGAAGUUGGCUGCUGCAGUACAAAGUUUGAGAGAGGUCAAGAUUCAGAGAAUGCAAAGGCUUCAAAACCUUGCAAGUGCCCUGUUGGAGAUGUGGAAUUUGAUGGACACACCAAUGGAGGAGCAACAGAUGUUUCAGAACGUAACUAGUAAUAUUGCUGCUUCAGAACCUGAAAUUACCGAGACUAACAUGCUUUCUGUAAACUUCCUAAAUAAUGUUGAGGCAGAAGUUUCAAGGCUUGAGCAACUAAAAUCAAGUAAAAUGAAAGAGCUUGUUAUGAAAAAGAGGUUGGAACUAGAGCAGAUAUGUAGCCAGACGCACAUGGUCACGGAAGCACUUAGUGUAAUGGAAUCCUCAGUUGAAGCCAUGAAGUCUGGAGCUGUGGAUCCAAUGUACCUGUUAGAAGAAAUUGAACUUCAAAUUGCAAACGUAAAAGAGGAAGCUUUGUGCAGGAAAGAAAUACUUGAGAAGGUUGAGAAGUGGUUAGCUGCAUGUCAAGAAGAGAGCUGGCUUGAGGAGUACAACAGGGACGAUAAUCGAUAUAAUGGUGGAAGAGGUGCACAUCUUACCCUUAAACGUGCUGAGAAAGGUCGUGCUUUAGUUAACAAAAUUCCUGCAAUGGUGGAGGUAUUGACGUCAAAAACAAAAGCUUGGGAGGAACAAAGCCAGACUGAAUUCUUAUAUGAUGGUGGACGGCUUCUUUUUAUGCUUGAACAGUACAGCAUGUUAAGGCAAGAGAAAGAGCAAGAAAUGCAGAGGCAGAGAGACCAGAAGAGAAUCCAGGGACAGCUGAUAGCUAAGCAGGAAGCACUUUUUGGGUCAAAACCCAGUCCAUCAAAGAGUGGAAAAAAGGCUUCGAGAACACCCACAGGAGUUGCAGGCAACAGAAAAGUCUCCCUUGGUGGAGCAAUGCUUCAGAACCUGAAACCUGAAAAAGCUGCUUCCCGUCUGCAACCUAGUAAGAGCAUCUCAGAGGAUCCUGGUCAUUCAGCAGAGAAGUAUUCAUCUGGUAGUGGAAAGGCACAUAAAAAUAAGUCACCGUUGAUCCGGAAGCCCCUUUCUCCUGUUUCUUCCCAAGUGUUAUCUAAGGCCAACAUUGAUAAUUUCCUAGAAGAUCAAAAGAUGACAUAUACGGCGUCGUUACAAAAAGCUCUCUCAAGCACCGAGCUGUCACUAGUGGGAACACCUUCGAAGCCGAUUGCCGUUGGCUAUGAAGAAAGCAGAACGCCGAAGACGAUGCCAAUUCCGGAGCCGACAACUCCUCCGACAGUGUCAGUUCCUAUGACGACAGCCAGAACACCAGCUACCCCACGUCUUGCUCUAUGUAUUGAAAACAACAACAACAAUCAACCAACUGAAUACUCGUUCGAAGAGGUCAGAGCUGGUUUUAUCCUUCCUAAAACCUAGUCUCUAAUGCCCAUCAAAAUCCCAAAAUUGAUAGUUGUUUCAUGACAAAUUAUAUGAAGGAAAUUGAUGAUUUUUCUAAAAGAUUAUGGCAUCUUAUAGGAUCCUC